CGCAGCGGAACCCGGAGGCCUCCGAGUGGAUCCCAGACAAAAUGAGCAAAACCAAGAACAAAAGCGACAACAAGACGGAGAAAGCGUUGGCAGCAGAGAAAGAGCAGUUUGGGAAACAACAGCUUCACAGCAUCAGUAAAACUCUCGUUUCCGGUGAAGCGCCUCCGAAAGAGAAAUAUGUGCGCAACAUCAUCGUGGGGACGCACAAGGAGGGCGGAGCCACCACCUUCUGGUCCUACGUCCUCAACCUGCCUCUGUCCAGCAACUCCAUCAUCAGCUGGAAGUUCUGCUACCUGCUGCACAAAGUGCUCCGGGACGGACACCGAAACACGGUGCGGGAUUCUCACCGAUACUGCAGGAAUGUCAGGGACAUGGGGGUUCUCUGGGGAAACUUGCACGACCGAUACGGCCACAUCGUCGCGCUGUCGGCCAAGUUCCUCUGCCUCAAGAUGGAAUUUCACGCCAAGCACAAGGCGGUCGCAGGCAGCCUGGAGGCCAGCGACGAGACCCUGGAGAGGGAGGCGGGGAACGACGUCACCAAACUGCUGGAUCUGGUGCAGGAGCUGAUGGAUUACUGGGAGGGCGGGCUGAAGAUGCAGGAGACGGUCCUGCGUCAGCUGGACGCCAACGGAGCGAAGUCCAGCAGCCCGGCCGGGCAGUGCCGCCUGACCCCUCUGAUCCCGCUGAUCCUGGACUGCAGCUUCCUCUACCACUUCUCCGUGCUGCUGAUGUUCAAGCUGCACAGCCGCAUCGCUCCGGAUGUUCUUCUCGGACAUCGAGAGCGGUUCCGUGACUUAUUCAACAGCCUCGCUCAGUUCUUCGACCGAGCCAGAGAAACCGAGUUCUUCAAGAGCAUCAUCCAGAUCCCGGACCUCCCCGAUGCUCCUCCCAACUUCCUCCGCGCGGCGGCGUGGGGCGAGUACAAGAAGCCGGUGGUGGUGAUGGAGGCCGAGCAGCGCCACGACGAAGAGGACGUGGAGACGCAGCCCGAGUUCAGACAAGACACGCAGACGCCGCAGCACCACCUGCUCCGCCAGACGGGCUCAUCUGAGGUGGAGCAGAACAUGAAGAGGGAGCUGGAGGCGCUCAGACCUGAGCUGCAGCUCAUCAAGACCGAGGCCCAGAGGUGCGUCACCGAGCUGAGGGCUCAGGUGAACCGGCUGGAGGCCGAGGUGGAGGAGCAGCGCGCCCACAAACAGACGGCCAUGAUGGAGAAGGAGCACUUGCGGAUGGAGGUGGAGGCGCUGCGGAGCGCCAACGUGGCCAACGUGGGGGCUCAGAUCGGAUUCAAGGAGGCCGACGGCCGAGCCCACGCAGCAGAGAUCCGCUUCACGCAACUCAAAGAGAGACACGCCGAGCUGAUCACCGGCCACGCCGACUUGAUGAAGAAGAACGCAGAAACUGUGAAGUUGCUCUCGGUUGCAAAACACGGUCAGGACGAGUGGCUGAGGAGCAAACAGCAGCUGGAGGAGGAGCUGGAGAACGUGCGACAGGAGAACAGGAACAUGAUGAGCCGGCAGCAGCAGGAGGUGCAGCGCCUGAGCAAAGAGCUUCUGGAGCAAAGGGCGGAGCUGGUUCACGCUCGCAGCUCUCUGGACAGCAAAGUGACGGAGGGGUCCCAGCUGAGCGGCGUGCUGGCCGCCCUGCAGGCGGAGCGCGACGCGCUGCUGCGCUCGGCCACAGAUAGGGAGGCGGAGCUUAACGCGCUGAGGGGGCGGGCCCAGCAGCAGCGGGGCGCCGCGGACCAGGAGCGGGACCACCUCCUCCGAGAGCUGGAGGCCCUGAGGGCUCAGCUGCAGCAGCAGCUGAGCAUCAACGCGGAGCAGAGGGUGGAGAUCGACGGGCUGAGACGAGAGCUGGACUCCACGCGGGCGGAGUUGAACCGCCUGAACGGCGCCCUGCAGAGCAAAGAAACGAGCGGCACCCAGCUGAGCAGCUCUCUGGCGGGGCUGCAGGCGGAGAGGGAGGCGCUGCUGCGCGCCGCCGGCGAGCGGGAGGUGGAGCUGACCUCCCUCCGGCAGCAAGCCCAGCUCCACCUCAGCUCCAUGGAGGAGCAGAGGCGGAGGAGCGGCGCCGAGCUGGGGAGCCUCCACGCCCAGCUGCAGCAGCAGGCCUGCCGGGAAGGAGAGCUCUCCAGGAAGCUGCAGGAGGAGCAGUUCUGCCUGCUGCAGUGCGCCGUGGUGGAGGCCGAGGGCAUCGUGCUGGACGCCGUGGCCAAGCUGGACGACCCCGUGCACGUCGCCUGCAUCAGCUCGCCCGAUUAUCUGAUGAAUCGAGCCGAGAUCACUGUGAGCGCCAUCGACAAAAUGCAGCAGAGCCACGCCGUCUACGUGGGGAACAUGAGCGACGCCAGCGGCCUGCUGAGGUCCGUCACGCAGUUCUCUCACCUCGCCGCCGACACCAUCGUCAACGGCUCGGCGACGUCUCACUCCGCCCCCACCGACCAGGCCGACCGUUUGAUUGACAGCUGUCGGGAUUGUGCCAACCGCUGCCUCCUGUACCUGAAGGACCUGAAGUUUCAGGCCACGUUACCGGGGGCGGAUCCCUCCGCCAUGCGGGCCGCCGUGCAGCGGAUCCUCGCGUUGGGACAGGAUCUCCGUCCCAGAGGACAGGAUGUGCUGAAAGAGGAGCUGGGAGCCAUGGUGGACAAAGAGAUGGUCGCCACGGCAACUGCCAUCGAAGAGGCGGUACUGCGAAUGGAUGAGAUACUAAAUCAGGCGAGGAGAGAAACUUCUGGCGUCCAGCUGGAGGUCAACCAGAGCAUCCUGGGAUCCUGCUCAGACCUGAUGAAGGCGGUACACAUGCUGGUGACGGCGUCUACCGACCUGCAGAAAGACAUCGUGGAGGGGGGCAGGGGAGCGGCCUCCGUCACCGACUUUUAUGCCAAAAACUCCCGCUGGACGGAGGGACUCAUCUCGGCCUCUAAGGCUGUGGGCUGGGGCGCCACUCAGCUGCUGGACUCGGCUGACCGGGUGGUGGGGGAAAAGGGAACGUACGAGGAGCUCAUCGCCUGCUCUCACGAGAUCGCUGCGAGCACGGCUCACCUGGUGGCCGCCUCCAAGGUGAAGGCCGACCGCGGCAACAAGAAGCUGCACGCGCUGAAGCAGGCCUCGCGCCACGUCAACGACAUGGCGGCCGUGGUUGUCACCUCCACCAAACACGGGCAGCAGCAGGUCUCGGACCGAGGUGCAACGGACUUCUCCGGCAUGUCUCUGAUAAAACUGAAGAUGGAGGAGAUGGAGGCUCAGGUGAAGGUGCUGCAGCUGGAGAACCAGCUGGAGCAGGAGCGGGUCCGCCUGGGGGAGCUGAGGAAGAGGCACUACGACCUCGACGCCUCUGGAGACGGAGAC
Gasterosteus aculeatus aculeatus (three-spined stickleback) is the source of this 3350-nucleotide messenger RNA. RefSeq names its product huntingtin interacting protein 1 related a (gene hip1ra). Gene Ontology annotation, molecular function: actin filament binding; clathrin light chain binding; phosphatidylinositol-3,4-bisphosphate binding. The record is from RefSeq and is a predicted model, not a curated record. Gene Ontology annotation, biological process: actin filament organization; clathrin coat assembly; endocytosis. Gene Ontology annotation, cellular component: clathrin-coated vesicle; cortical actin cytoskeleton. Lineage: Eukaryota; Metazoa; Chordata; Actinopteri; Perciformes; Gasterosteidae.